AUGGCAAACUGGAAAGAAUUGGGUGAAGUCCCAGAUUCAGAAGAUGAUGAGGGCUUCUACGGCGAGCAGUUUGAUUCUCAGUCGAAUCUGGCGGCUGCCAAACCUGCCCUAACGGACGACGUAGAACAGGAUAUUUGGGAUUUCCCAGACUCGCCAACCGACGAUGUCCUUGCGGAUUCACAAGCGCCCGCCGUCUCGACUCCAUGCGAUGAAAAUCUGCCUAGCCCUGCAAUAUCGUCGCCCUUGUCAUCUCCCCCUAGUGAAGAUGAGCUACCUCCUCUCGACGACUUCACCUUAGGCGACGGCCCUCAGCGAGACGCCAAAAUCCUUGAACAGGAAGACGUCGAUCGAGCAGACCAUCUACAAAUAAAGCCUUGUCCCAGCCGUACGGCAUCGUUAGAUUUUACGCCGUCACCACCGGGGCAUGCUCCCCGGAGCCAGUUACCUCUCGACGAAUCCGGACUGUUGAGUCAAAUGGCUGAGACUUUUGAGGCUCAGCGAGUAGCUGCUCGAUACGAACGAUCGUUGCGUCCGCGAAAACCCAUCCAAGAGCACCCGUAUCUGCUCGAGAAUGCUCAGUAUAGUAGCUUCUUGAAGUUACAUGGCGUUAAGCCUUUACGAAUGGCCAUCGAAAAUGAGCGAAGGAAGCGAGACCAUCUAUCGGGAGGAUUGUCACAGGAUGGCGACUUUCAGGAAGAGAGCCAAGAGUCUGUUCAACCAGAUAUCACCAAUAUUCCUCCACUAUAUGACGCAGAGCCUUCGGAAACCCAGGACGAUUUACUUUUGCUGCCCUCAACACCCCCAAGGCACUCACCAACAAACAGAGGCCCUGCAGCUAGUAGCCCGGUCAGCUCCCAGGGAGAGACGGAUAACACCAGUGUUUUAGAUCAGGACCUUCCAGCUUUAGAUGAAUUACUCAGAAAGCCUCCCAAACUCACCUCGACAAAGCUACACAAAAGGAUCUCAACACCACUCAAGUCCUCCACACGCAAACGGAUGAGAAGGAGUAUUAUUUCCAGUGAUCCAAUCGAUGGUGACUCAACUUCGGGAGUUUUGAACCCAAAAUCCCCAUUCACCUCACUUUCGCCUUCAUUGAACACCCCGGGACCAUUGCAAGGUUCCCCUAUUAAUUCAGACCUACUAGUCGAAACACCCAAAACUCCGGCAGCUGGUGCCGCGGCAGCUAUACAGCCGAGUACCGGAAACCAUACUACACAUGCCUCUUCAAGCGAAGACGGCCGGCGUGGCAGGACUGUCUCUGAGAUCAGCGAUCCUACAUCGUCGGAUGAUGAUAGCUUUUCUGUCAGUGACAACGAAGCUGUGACAACAAUGAGUCGUCGAAUACGAGGUGUACUUCCUGCAUCAUGGCUACGUCUCGACCAACAAGCUGGACAAGAGAAUGCCAAAAAGUCUCUGAAGAGCCGAACUCGGUUCCUCCGAUCUCCUGGGAGGGAAAACAGGCGUGGUGUUGCCCAACUACGACAAGGUGCUUUGGGAAGCACUCCAAUCCCAAUGUUUGAUGAUGAAUCAGACCAUGAAGUCGUUCCAAUUGUUUCAUCAACCAAUGCAAAUAAAUCUGACAGCCAGCCUAGGUCGACAGUUACUCUCGCUGGCCAUCUGAAUUUAGAGUCUAUGGUGCAUUUAGGAGACGACGAAGACGUCUCGGUCGUAGAGGACGAUGCGAUCGACUUCAUGCUCUCGAAACCAUCCAGGAAGCGCCAGCUGAAGCUGACAGAUAGCUUGAAUGCAGCUCCCAAGAAACGACCGAAGCGACGGGAUCUCGCGCCAAAACAAGGCCACAGAAAAGAGAAGCAAGUUGCAGUUAAGGCGCCGUGGCGUGAAGCUGGAACGCGAGGCACGUCGGGCAGCUCGCGUUCUGAGAAUGUCCAGCACCGGCACCCUUCAAGACAAAAGAGAAACUAUGCUUCUAAGAGCAUUGUCCAAAGACCAAUUAGGAAGUUGCCUCCGAGUCUCAGUAUUUUGGAUACAAUUCAACCAGAUGCGCCACGAUUCCUCAAGAUUGCAGCCAGGACCGCGAGGAGGCGGCGGAACCAAGGUCGUUCAAGGCCAAACACCAAGACCAUCCAGCUUGCAACUCGGCAGGAUCAACUUGACGCGGUUACAGUGUUGAACAGUUGGCGAUCCGGUGCCAUCAAGCCACGCGAUUCAGUCACUGCAAUGACGAAAUCUUUUGAAAGGAAACGACACCUUAGCGUACUUUCAGAAGUUUCAGGAAACACAGAUGCUCGCGAUUUGACGAGGACACACCACAGAGCCGACGUAUCUAGAAAACUCAUCAAGCAGGUAAGCCACGGCGGAUCUAUCAGGUAUAUCUCCAGCCGGGAUGAACUUGAACGACAAAAGCCGAAGAGCAUUCAGAGAAGUGGCUUCCCAGGAGAGAGAUAUCUCCCAAUUUCAACUCGCCCAGCGCAGUUGGAGACAGGCGCAAUUGCUCAAAUGACGAAGUCUGACUUCAAUUCCCGGAAGAAACUAUUGGAUCGACUGUAUCAAAAUGGCAAAUCUGCAUCGGGAAGGGACAGGAGUGACUCAUCGUCCAUGUCAGCCAGACCUCAAGAUCCAACGACGCCUGCCUCCGAUGUAUCAAAGGCAAGGAAAAAUAAGUUGAGAAGACUUUAUGGAUCGCGAAAUCACAGGAAAGCUGCGCCCCAACGGAUCGACCUGGACGCGCCUCAAUACAGCCACGCCAGAGAUCCAGUGCCAGAAGUGUAUUUCGCGGAACAACCUGUGUCUGAUGCUGAGCUUCCCGAAGCAAAGUUAAAUGGCUUGGGGCCUUAUGGCACUCAGUACACCCAUCAUUUUGAAAGUUUUCCGCUUCAUCCGGAUGUUUUCUUCCAUGAAUCUACUCUCAUUGGAAGCGGUGAGCUUUCUUUUUGCGAAACCUUCAACCUGCCGAUAGGGUGGUCAGAAGCACGUCCAGUUACGUCCCUAUUGUUUAACAACCACAUUCUCAGAUGGGGCUUGUGGAAUGAGCAAACUUCUUCAGAAUUAGGAGUGGUGCUUGACUAUAUUGCAGAAUAUGCUGAGGCUUGGCUGACUGGAAAGCUUGAUGCGCGGGAGAAUGCGACAGCUCCAUCGCAAGUUGCGAGUUUUGUGUUGAGUUAUGUCAAAGACUCCAUUACUUUCAUGGAACGGCAUCAACGACUAUCCUUCAUCUCUCGAACUCGUGAGUGCCUAGAGAAUUUCAAUGAUCGCAUUGAUUCUGCCACCAGAACCACGGCUAGUAUCAGUAAUGACAACAUUAGCCAAGUUUUGCCGAUAUACGACCGACUAUUACUGAUAGCAUUCCUUACAUUACGGAUUUGUGCCCAAGAUUCAUCACUAAUGGCUGAACAAUUUUCAAUGGAAAAGCUCGUUCAGAGCAUGGCGACAACUGGUAUUGUGAUUCUUAUUAGACUUGGCAUCGGGAACCUUCAAGAGCUCUACAUCAAGCUACAAACCAAGCGGUAUAGAGAAGGUGGAAUUCGAAAUGACUCCCCGCUAAUUCACUCUUGGGUGGUGACUAUGAAGGUCUUGGACUUAGCACAAAUUCCGCGAUCUUCUUUCUGGGAUGUGGCUCAGCGUCCACUCGCCCCAGACCAGGAGCUGUCUCGUCACAAUGCGCAGGAUCACGAACGCAUUUGGGAGCGUAUGUUUACGCUACUUCCCCUCGUGGAGUUCGGCAACACUGGUGUACUAGUUUCUGGACGGCGACAGAGUGUAUCGGGCGAUGGAUGGGCGAUUCCACACAAGCUUCUUAGACAAGUUUUCCAACUGUAUGAACGAAACCCACGACAAGCUGCUAGCUUCAACAAUUACUGCCGAGCUCUCAUCGGAAGGUGUCAUUACCUUGUUCAAGAGUGGGGUUGGCGGAAAUGUGUCAGUGUCGUUGGCCUUGUAUUUGACUUCUUUGGCUCGCAACAACUCGCGCACCUUCGAAAUGAAGAAGUAUACAAAUCCCCAAAAUUCCUCGAGAACCUGAAUUCACGUCCAAAUUUGGAGAUUGAACGGGAAGACCCAUGUUUCCACGUAUUCUUGAAACUUGUGGCAGUUGCAAUAAGGAAGCUGAGAGAGGUUGGAUCCGUCAAAGAUAUCGGCAAUCUUGUGACAAGAACCGUGCCCAACCAUAAUCGACAACACCGCAAAGACGAAAUUGUACACGCGCGUGACUUGGCAGCCUUGAGAAAUCAUCACGACCUGCUGUGCACGCUUUUCUGGGCUGCGCCGCCAGAUUGUCGACCGUCUCCGGUUCUUAUUCAGAAUCUCGUGGACCCGGCAGAUUCUCACAAAGAAGCCUGCCUGAUCAAUCUUCGUGCCUGGACUCAACUUGCACGUUUUAACAUUGCAUCGGGCGAAAUCGGAGUAUCGUGGAAGGCAUUUCAUAAAUGGCGAGGAUCGUUCUUUGAACAGAUUCUCAAACAAUUUAAUUCUGUAGCGUCUGAAGUUGCGCAACAACUGUCGACCCUUGGUGAAGAAGCAAGCCACUCGAUCACCGCCGAAAUGGUUCACACUGCAGUUUCUGUCAAUAAAGCUGCUUUGAUUGAUGUGCUGUACGCAUCGCUUACUUCGUCGUUGGAUGCCAUCCAACAUGCCCCCAACCUACAGGCAGCCACUUUCGCUUGGAAUCUACACCAGUUACAAACCAUUUUCACACACUUUGCAGCGGGACAUACAGAGCUUACAUGGGCAGUGCUAAAAGCGUCCUUAGCAAUCCUUGACACGAUGCUCUCGAAGAUCGAUGAUUUUAAAGCAGAUGACGAGAGUCAACAAAGCGAAAGCCAGAUUUCUAACUCAGCGGUAGCGGACGAUGCGUUGCUGGUCCUAGAUGCGCACCUAUCUAGAGCCUUUUUCGGCAUGGCGAGGUGCGUCUUGUCAAUGUCUCUAGAUGAGUCCGGUCGCCACACUGCUUUCCAAGAGCAGGCCGAAUGCUCAGAACGAAUUGUCGUCCUUGCUGCACGAAUGUGCAUGCGAUAUAUCAAUGGAGGCCUGAUACAGCUUUCUGGGGUGUUCAAGGGCAAGUAUCAGGUAUUCAAUGAAUCACCACACAAGCUGGAUCUACGUCAACGGCAAUUCAUGGUCCUGUUCGCCUUGACCCUGCUACGAUAUGAUAUUGAUGAUUUCGAUGAAGCUGGGUUCACUCUUUGUGAAUUUUGGAUCUUGUCGCUCGUCAAGCCUCGCGCAUUCUUGAAAUAUGAGAUCGAACUUGGCCAAGAGCUUCGUCGUCAUGGACGUACAUUUCUACCAGAAGGAAUCACAUCCAUUUCUGUUCAGUCUGAUUAUAAUAUCAACCGGGAUUUAUUGGAGUAUGCGAUCUCAACGAUGCGUAAAGCUGUUCGAGAUGCUGGACCUGACCUUCGCAGUAUAUUGGUCGGAGAGUAUUCAUCAUCACUGAAAUUGGCGAUGGAGCAAAUCAGAGGAAACCUGAAGAAUACGGCGCAGAGACAAAAGGAGCAUGAAAGUUACGUGGUCUUUGUUCAAGACGUAAUUUCCCUAAUUAAGACACACGGAUCGGAUAUAUGCGCGGUUGACAACUACUUCUGUCAAAUAAGCAAAGAAUACUGGCCACCAGCCGAAGAUCCUCAACUGAAAGUUGCCAAUUUGAAGUCGUACGGCCUGCGACUGCAAGAGGGCGAGUCCCGUGUUGGCCGGCAACUCUUUCAUUUCCUGUUCAACAAUGCAAAGUUUUCCAUCUUCAACAACAAGUUGCCAGAAGAAGUCCAGUUGUUGUACAGGGGCAUGUGCAGCAGCGGCAUCAAGACAUUCAUAAUCUCGAGAAUGAUGCCGGCCAUCGUCAAAGCUUCUUUUGAGGAGUACAAUGCCUUUCCAUUACUGGACAUCUACAUGGAGGCUUUCGAACUUCGGUUAGCCGGCAUGGCCAUGGCACUCGAGCUCGAUUCUGACGACCUGCCCUCACUCUGUACUAUGGUACAGGCUAUACUCAACGGGAUGAAGGGUCUAUCUGGGGUUAGAGGGACCUGUACUAGAACUCAGGUUCAUGUACUGAGGCAAACAAUCGGUCUCGCAAAUUUGCUUUGGCCAUCCAUUCAUGUGCUGUCAAUGUCAACCCAAAGACCGGAGCACUGGAUCGCAUUGUGGAGCCUACUGACUGAACUUUGGGCUAUCAUUUCAAAGUGCGAGGUUUAUUUGGAGAAGUCAAAGACAGAAGAGAGACGGAAUAGUGUCGUGGAAGCUCAAGGCCUUCUAGCGGGCGUGGGGAGCAUCCAAAGCGAGGAGCACCACUUACACUCGGACGUUGUGGAUUUUGCCAAGAGUAUUGUCGAGGAUCCUAACGCCGCGCCUUGUCGAAACCUCGUCCUCCAUGGCACCGAAGCCACGGGAAAAUCAGCCAUCACCGGGCAGCUACUCGAGACGCUGGCCGAGCACGUUGCUACGGAAGCACAGAGCGGAGGACUCAAGUAUACCAUUGUCAAUGCUGCGCAAUGCAUCACAACGAGGCACUUAUUCGAGCGCAUCGUGGGUUCCGUAGCUGAUGCUUUACCAUUGGAUGCGGCAACCGGCGGGAAGUCUUGUUCAACCCCUAAUGCACGACCCACGAGACAAAGACGCUGCGAGACCAUGGCACAGCUAUCUGUUGCCAUGAGCACAAUGCUGAAGGAACCUACCAGAGAUCCGAGAUGGCGGUUUGUUUUAGUGCUGGACGCUGUUGAUACCCAGAGAGAUGCGCCGCCGACCUUGCUGCCAGCCUUGGCCCGUCUAUCGGAGAUUAUUCCUAGCCUCACUUGCGUCUUCAUCGUCACAGCACCACCAGCCGGUUUUCUUCGAACUCCAGCCUCCGCACAUCUUCACUUUCCUCCAUACACAAAACAUGAGUUUGUCCGCAUUCUCACUCUCUCGCCACCGGCCCCAAUUCCCGGUACGACGCAACAAGAAACAACAGAUCUUUGGACUCGCUUCUGUGCCGCUGUUCACGAUGCCUUUGUGCGGUCCGCAUCUCGCACUCUGCCAUCCUUUCGCCACAGCUGCCGGGCUCUUUGGCCGCGAUUUACGGCUCCUGUCACCGCUGGAACGCACUCGCCAAAGGAGUUCUCAAAAUUACUAAUAGCAGCACGGGUACAUUUCCAAGAUGAAUCACUCUUAAAUCCCAGCAUCAUCUCGGUUCGUCCGGAACCCUCAGCAACGCCGCAGCCUGGGGUUGUUACAACAUCUUCAAGUCUCCCCAAGAACAUGAGCAUCGCAGCAUCGGAUCUGACUGCUCUGCUGCCCAUUGCCGCACGUCUCCUUCUCCUGGCAGCCUAUCUUGCCUCUCACAAUGCGACACGCCAUGAUCUAACGCUCUUUUCAACCUAUUACCACGGCCGCAAACGCCGUCGUGGCGGCGGCUUUGUUGCUAAUCGAGGAACCCCUCGGACAAAGCAUAGGAAGAUUGCGAGAAAGCUUCUUGGCGCACAUGCAUUUGUUCUAGAACGCAUGAUGGCAAUAUUGGAGGCCGUCCGAGGCGAGUGGUUACCCGACGGGAGUGCUGUGGGCGCCGCAGGCUUGGAUGGUGAUAUAGGGAUGACUAUGGCAACAUUGGCUAGUCUUCGGCUCUUGGUUAGAGUUGGGUCAGGAGACCUUAUGGACAGGUCCGGGAAAUGGAGGAUAAAUGUUGGCUGGGAAGCCAUUAGGGGCAUCGGGAGAAGUAUAGGGGUUGAGAUCGAGGAAUGGCUCAUUGAAUAG
Messenger RNA from Pochonia chlamydosporia 170, 7674 nucleotides. RefSeq names its product mus7 mms22 family protein. The coding region runs from base 1 to 7674 and encodes 2557 amino acids. Gene Ontology annotation, cellular component: nucleus; Cul8-RING ubiquitin ligase complex. The transcript has 3 exons. The record is from RefSeq and is a predicted model, not a curated record. Gene Ontology annotation, biological process: double-strand break repair via homologous recombination; replication fork processing. NCBI's taxonomy places the organism in Eukaryota, Fungi, Ascomycota, Sordariomycetes, Hypocreales, Clavicipitaceae.